Molecule: messenger RNA, 2336 nt
Organism: Lycium barbarum (goji berry)
Lineage: Eukaryota; Viridiplantae; Streptophyta; Magnoliopsida; Solanales; Solanaceae
Product: pyruvate kinase, cytosolic isozyme
Exons: 5
Coding region: 247-1779 (510 amino acids)
Biological process (GO): glycolytic process
Cellular component (GO): cytoplasm
Molecular function (GO): magnesium ion binding; pyruvate kinase activity; potassium ion binding
Source: RefSeq, a predicted model, not a curated record
UCUUUUACAUUUUUCUUUUGUCCUCUCUUGUACUAUACGUUAGCACUUUUCCUACUGUGAUACCCUAUAUAACAAAAGCAACUGAUAAUAUUUUUUUUAGUACCACAGCCAUAGUUGAAUCUCACAAAUCACAAAAAAAAAAAAAAAAAAGUAGCACCAAAAUCUUGAAGUUGAAAAAGGGUGUUGCUCUACUGUGUUACUACUAUCUUGAUCUGUAGUUUCUGUGUUGACUGAUAUAUAGAAGAAAUGGCGAACAUAGACAUAGCUGGAAUCAUGAAGGAUCUGCCAAAUGAUGGGCGUAUCCCAAAGACCAAAAUUGUUUGCACUUUAGGGCCAUCUUCUCGAACAGUGCCGAUGCUGGAGAAGCUUCUUCGUGCUGGCAUGAACGUUGCCAGGUUUAACUUUUCCCAUGGGACCCACGAGUACCAUCAGGAGACCUUGAACAAUCUUAAGAUUGCUAUGCAGAAUACUCAGAUUCUGUGUGCUGUGAUGCUCGAUACCAAGGGGCCUGAGAUUAGAACUGGUUUCUUAAAGGAUGGGAAACCGAUUCAGCUUAAGGAAGGUCAAGAAAUCAUUGUAUCCACAGACUAUACCAUAAAAGGAAAUGAAGAAAUGAUCUCAAUGAGUUAUAAGAAGUUGGUAGUGGACUUGAAGCCUGGCAAUACCAUCUUGUGUGCAGAUGGUACAAUAACCCUUACGGUUUUGUCAACUGAUCCACCGGCUGGAACGGUGAGAUGUCGCUGCGAGAAUACUGCCACCUUAGGAGAGAGGAAGAAUGUAAACCUUCCAGGUGUCGUUGUGGACCUUCCAACACUUACAGAGAAAGAUAAAGAAGAUAUACUAGAGUGGGGUGUUCCUAACAACAUCGAUAUGAUUGCUCUUUCAUUUGUCCGUAAGGGUUCAGACCUUGUCAAUGUUCGCAAAGUUCUCGGCCCACACGCCAAGCGCAUUCAACUAAUGUCAAAGGUUGAGAAUCAAGAAGGGGUUGUCAACUUUGACGAAAUUCUUCGUGAGACUGAUUCUUUUAUGGUUGCUCGAGGUGAUCUUGGAAUGGAAAUUCCAGUUGAGAAGAUUUUCUUGGCCCAGAAAAUGAUGAUAUACAAGUGUAAUCUUGCUGGGAAGGCUGUGGUAACUGCCACUCAAAUGCUUGAAUCAAUGAUCAAGUCUCCACGACCCACCCGUGCUGAGGCUACUGACGUGGCUAAUGCUGUCUUGGAUGGCACUGAUUGCGUUAUGUUAAGUGGGGAAAGCGCGGCUGGAGCCUACCCUGAGCUGGCGGUAAAAAUCAUGUCACGGAUCUGCGUCGAGGCGGAGUCUUCACUUGACUAUGCAGCUAUCUUCAAGGAAAUGAUCAGGUGUACCCCACUGCCAAUGAGCCCAUUGGAGAGUCUUGCAUCAUCAGCCGUCCGUACGGCCAACAAGGCUCAUGCAAAACUCAUUGUCGUCCUGACACGUGGCGGGAGUACUGCAAAGCUGGUUGCCAAGUAUAGGCCUGCUGUUCCUAUUCUGUCAGUGGUUGUACCUGUUUUGACUACAGAUUCUUUCGAUUGGUCCGUUAGUGACGAGACACCAGCUAGGCACAGUUUGGUGUAUCGGGGCUUGAUUCCAAUUCUUGCUGAAGGGUCUGCGAAGGCAACUGAUUCAGAAUCAACUGAGGUGAUCCUUGAAGCUUCCCUGAAAUCAGCAGUCACGAAAGGGCUAUGCCAACCUGGUGAUGCUGUCGUGGCACUUCAUCGUAUUGGUUCUGCAUCCGUUAUCAAGAUUUGCAUCGUGAAGUAAUCGUCGUGUCACAAAACUUCGAUUCUUGAGCCCCAACUGGAGCUCGUACUGAUUUCCUUUCUGCUUUCUGGUCUUGAUAAUAAUGCAUUAAUAUGCUGAUUUUGUCAGUGUCCUAGGAUUACUUUGUUUCAUGUUAAUUCCAUAUCUCCUUCAAACUGGAUUUCAAAUAAAUAUGUUUUCGUGCAACAAUACCUUUAGGGCUCGUUUGGUAUGAUGGAUAGAGAAAUAUAGUUCUGGGAUAAAAAUUAGUAUUGCCUUAUCCCACGUUUGGUUGGAAAAAAAAAAUUCAGGAUAACUAGUCCCGGGAUUAGUUAUCUCGGGAUUAGAGUGUAAUUUAUCCUAGGAUUAGUUAUUCCGGGAUAAGCUGUUUCCAACCAAACGAGACCUUAUUGUAUGAGGAGAGAAGGAUAAAGAUAGUUACUUUUGACUUUCUUGAGGAUUUUUAAAAUGUAGUACACUGGAAAGAGUUCCAUUGACAACUGAUUCACAAUUGUUCCAAUGGUUCUGCUUCAUUUUGGAUAUCAGUGAAAAUUGCUACAGUAUUAUCUGUUCCUAUA